AUGGCCAGGCAAAGGCCCUCCUCCAAGCGUCAGGACCCUCUCGAGGAUUAUCCCACUUCCCCAGGCACUUCCACAGCCUCUUCUUCCCUGAGAAUCACUCGCUCAGCCGCGAGACUCGCGACAGACCCUCCUCCUCCUGCUGAGGCUGGUACCCAACCCGCCGCUGGCUCGGCUUCAUCUCGCAAACGCAAGGCUUCCUCUCGCCCCGAUCGACAGACCGACAGUCCGGCCCAGCCAUCGCCUCCCUCACCUCAACGGAAGUCCAAGCGACCACGUACCGCUGCCCCACCGACAGCGUCAUCUGCUGGCUCCGUUGCUGCUCCCCGCCGCACUCGUCGUGCAACCAUGUCACAACCCGGCCCGUCGUCUCGACCAGAGGAAUCUAAGUCGGCCACUUCUCCACAACCCGCCCGAAGAAAGACGAGUCGGAACGAUCGACCCGGUACUACACAGUCUCCGCCACCCCGGCGUCAGAAGAAGCGUGCGACGAAGACAAACCCUGAUGUCAUAAUGCGAGAUGCGGAGGAGGGUCUGGAGGAGGAAGAUCCCGAAGAAGAGCAACAUGAAGAUUCCCCAACAGAAGAAAGUCAUGAUGGCACCAACCCAUCCGCCUUUGACGAUGACGAUAUGGACCCCUUCGCCAACAGCUUAUUUGGUGGACGGGGUCCGAUGGGCCUUCAGAGCACCCUCCGUGCCCUUACCGGUAUGAUGUCUGGCAUGUCUUCCCGGCUUCGAGAUAUUCUAGUAAACCUACGGGCAAAAGACGAUCCAUCCAUUCAACUUAUCGCCCUCCAGGAGCUUUCGGAUCUCCUGCUAGUGUCAAAUGAGGACAAUCUUACCGGCCAAUUCUCUCCCGACCCAUAUGUCAAGGAACUUGUGACCUUGAUGCAGCCGAAUCAGUUCGGCGAGGAGAAUCCCGAGAUCAUGCUUCUUGCAUGUCGCUCCCUCGCUAACCUCAUGGAGGCCUUGCGUGGCUCUGUGGCCAACGUUGUUUAUGGUGGUGCCGUGCCGAUCCUGUGCCAGAAGCUCCUUGAUAUCCAGUUUAUUGAUUUGGCCGAACAGGCUUUGAGUACCUUGGCUAAGAUCUCAGUCGAUUUCCCCGCCUCAAUUGUGCGGGAAGGUGGGCUGACAGCUUGCUUGACCUAUCUUGACUUUUUCCCUACCAGCACUCAACGUACAGCAGUGACAACAGCCGCAAACUGCUGCCGCAAUCUCCCCCACGACUCCUUCCCCGUUGUCCGCGACGUCAUGCCCACCUUGCUGAAUGUCCUUUCCAGCAAUGAUCCCAAAGUUGUUGAGCAGGGCUGUCUCUGUGUGUCACGGAUAGUGGAAAGCUUCAAGCACCGCCCGGAGAACUUGGAGGAACUGAUUGAACCUGCCAUGCUCAAGGCUGUCCUUCGGCUGCUGCUCCCAGGAACUACUAACCUCAUCGGCCCUCAUAUCCACACACAGUUCCUGCGUGUUCUGGCCAUCACGUCAAAGACUAGCCCUCGACUGUCGAAUGAACUUUUUAAAAUGGACGUGGUUGAUACUCUGUAUCAGAUCUUGACAGGCGUCUCUCCGCCACAGGAUGUUGACAAUAACGCUGUCAAGAUGGAUAGCGUGUUGGUCAUGCAAGCAUUGAUUCACCGGCCACGUGAGCAGGUCUUCGAGACUCUCAAUGUUAUCUGUGAACUGCUACCCGGUGUUCCCAGUCGCGAUGCAUCACGGACAGAUGCCCUUCUCAGUUCAUACUUUGAUAGUAGCAUGUCCAUCAACCUGAAAUCUUCCAAAACUAAAGAUACAGUGGAAGAGAGACGAUCCUUGCUUGACAACUGCAAGCCUCAACUUAAGCGAUUUGCCAUGAUUCUGUUCCCCACCUUGACCGAUGCCUACUCUAGCACAGUCAAUUUGCAUGUCCGACAGAAGGUUCUCAUUGCACAGCUGAAGAUGUUGCACAUUCUCGAGCCAUCUUUGAUUGAAGAUGCUCUCAGAACCGUUCCAUAUGCUUCCUUCCUAGCUUCUAUUCUUUCCCAGAAGGACCACCCCUCCCUCGUGUCCUUGGCCCUUCGUUGCUCCGAGCUUCUGUUUCAACGCCUUGAACAUGUUUACCAACAUCAAUUCCACCGAGAGGGAGUCAUCUCAGAGAUCGUCAAAUUGUCAGAGGGCAUUCUCUCUGGCAAUGAGCUUCCUACCACGUCCGAACCCGUCGAUACCGAGAUCAACACAAACCCCUCGCAUCCCCACCGGGCGGAGAACCCAACCCACCAAACCCAGCAAAAUCAGGACGAGGAUCAAGAUGAGGAUGAAGUCGACGAUUUUGAUGACGAUGAGGGCGAUGGCGAAGAUGAAGAUGGCGAAGACAUGUCUGAUUCUGAUGAAGACGUGGCCCCCGGUCCCCGAAGUAUUGAGAAAAUGGAUAGCACCAUCAACGACCUUAUUAUUCGAGAUGCCCAACAGUUCCUGGAAAGCUACGAAGCAAUUCACGGCGGAACAGUCCGAGCAGAGUCCCUUCGAAUCUUGAAGGAACUUCAAUCUCUAGCCGCCGAGGUACGCGCAUGCUAUGCCGAUGGCAAUGGCGAUGGUCAUGCUUUGUUCAAGAAGCUUGCAUCGUACUUUGAUGGGGACGCUUUGGAGAGUAUCACCAGCUCCGAACUGCUCAACUCCGGUAUUGUAGAUGUUCUCCUGGAAGUUCUGGGCAAUUACCAGGCUCCGUCCAUACGCCGCUCUCGAGCUGCCUUUUUGCAGGCUUUUAUGGGUGUUUCAAUCUCGGAAAAGGCUCAGAAACAGAGUACCGCAACCACUCUUUUCAGCGUUUUGAUUCGAAAGUUACAAGACUUGCUCAGUAGGACCGAGCAUUUCGAAGUUCUAACUGUCAGUCAUAACUCCCUGGAAAAUACUCGCAGCAAUGCCAACUACAUGUUGAGCAAACAGCUGCGACUCAAACUGGUUGCCGAUGAUGCCUCUGAGAUUCCCCGCCCAUAUCGAAACCUCAUGGUGUCUAUCCAUGCAAUCGCAACUUUCAAGGCACUGGAUGACUUCCUUCACCCUCGAAUCAGCGUUUCUGAGCGUCCUCGGCCAUCGCGUCCUAGGGACUCUAUCCUUUCUCAGAUUGCUAACGCAGCUCGCAUGCGUGACCAGCUCCCUGGCUCUAUCGCUUCGCGACAGCCAUCGGGCACUAUCCCUCCCAAUCGCGAAGGAGGUCCCCGUGCUGAUGCCGCUGAAGAGGGCGAAACUCCUGCAGAUGUUCGUCGCCGGUCCCGUCGUGCGGCUCUUCAAGGGGAAGAGGAAGAUCACGACGACGAGCCGCUUGAAUGUGCGGACGAGAGACAAUUAACUGACGAAGAAGAUGAAGAAGAUGAAGAUGAAGACGAGGAACUCAACGCUAUCGUUGAUGACCUUGAUGAGGAUCUUGAGGACGACGGUGUCUCUGACCCCUCUGCAGUCAACAUGGAAGUGGCUUCUUCGGGCAAGGUCACUGCUCGCAAGGAGGACGGUACCCGUGUAGGCACUCCAUCUCACGGUGCAGCCUCUAGAUCUUCAGCUCCAAACGUCGGUUCCUCCAAGCUCACAGGCAACUCAUCACUGGCUACUGCCGGUCGUCCCUUCUCAUCCUAUGCCGCCGCUAUGGCUUCCGUUCCCCAGGAUUGGCACAUUGAAUUCCUUGUAGAUGGCCAGCCCGUUUCGAGCGAGACAACCGUAUAUCGUGCUGUUCAUCACAACCGCGAGCAUUUGGAUGAGAACAGUGCUAAGAAUGUAUGGUCUGCUGUUCACACAGUUACCUUCAGACGCGUUCCUGGUCCCCCACCUCCUGAACCAUCGACUCUUCCCCAGCUAAACCAGGGUUCAUCUAAUGGCGACAGCCUCGAUAUGCCAGCAUCUCUCGACAAGGAUAAGACCACAGCCUCCAUUUUACGUCUGCUUCGCGUUUUGCACGAAAUGAAUGCGACCAUUGACGACAUUCUCACAGACAAUAAGGACUCUGUUGCUAUUACUCCAGAACCCCUGGCCCAGUUCAUCAAUACAAAGCUCACAGCCAAGAUCAACAGACAGCUGGAGGAGCCAUUGAUUGUGGCAAGCAGCUGCCUUCCAAGCUGGAGCGAAGAUUUAGCUAGGCUUUUCUCAUUCCUGUUCCCAUUCGAAACUAGGCAUUUGUUCUUGCAGUCAACCGCCUUCGGUUACUCGCGGGCCAUGAUGAGAUGGCAGAAUUCCCAGAGCGAAGAUAGUCGUCGCGAUCUGCGCCGCGAUGAUCGCCCAUUCCUUGGUCGAUUACAACGCCAAAAGGUCCGCAUCUCCCGCGCCCGCAUCCUUGAUUCUGCUAUGAAAGUCAUGGAGUUGUAUGGCUCUUCCCCUAGCAUUCUCGAGGUUGAAUACUUCGAGGAAGUAGGCACUGGCCUGGGUCCUACCCUUGAGUUCUACUCUACUGUUUCCAAGGAGUUCUCUAAGAAGAAGUUGAAGAUCUGGAGAGAGACUGAAGGUGUCUCUUCUGGAGCGGAAUACGCAUUUGGCAAGCGUGGAUUGUUCCCUGCUCCCAUGAGUGAUCAACAGGCCGCCCAAGACUCCGGCAAGAAGUUGCUGAACAUUUUCAAAGUUCUUGGAAAGUUCGUUGCUCGCUCCAUGCUCGACUCCAGGAUCAUCGACAUCUCUUUCAAUCCCGCAUUCUUCCGCAUCGCCGACACCCUAUCUUCUGUUGCUCCAUCAUUGGGUACUGUGAAGUUGGUUGACCAGGACCUUGCCAAGUCUUUGAUCAUGCUCCAGCAGUUUGUGAAUGCCAAGGAUGCAAUUGAGAAAGAUGACACCCUAAGCCCCGGCUACAAGACAGAGGCUGUGCAAGAGAUCACAGUACAUGGUGUCAAGGUUGAUGAUCUGAGCUUGGACUUUACCCUUCCUGGAUAUCCAGCCAUUGAACUCAUUCCUGGUGGUUCUGAUGUUCCCCUGACCAUUGAAAACGUUGCCAUCUAUAUUGAGCGUGUCAUUGAUAUGACUCUUGGAAGCGGUGUCCGCCAUCAAGUCGACGCCUUCCGCACUGGCUUUUCUCAGGUCUUCCCCUUUUCUUCUCUUCGAGCUUUCACUCCUAACGAGCUUGUCAUGCUCUUCGGACAGGCAAAGGAAGACUGGACCAUUGAAACUUUGAUGGACACCGUCAAGGCUGAUCAUGGCUUCAAUAUGGACAGCCGCAGUGUGCGUAACCUGCUGCAGACAAUGAGCGAACUAGACAACCAGCAACGCCGAGACUUCCUCCAAUUUGUCACGGGCAGCCCUAAGCUCCCUAUCGGCGGUUUCAAGAGUCUCACCCCCAUUUUCACUGUCGUGUGCCGUCCAAGCGAACACCCCUAUACCCCAGAUGACUACCUCCCUAGCGUGAUGACCUGUGUCAAUUACCUCAAACUCCCCGACUAUAGUGACCUGGAUGUUCUGAAGAAGCGGUUAUCGGUUGCCAUCAAGGAAGGCCAAGGUGCCUUCCACCUCUCCUAA
Molecule: messenger RNA, 5454 nt
Organism: Penicillium nucicola
Lineage: Eukaryota; Fungi; Ascomycota; Eurotiomycetes; Eurotiales; Aspergillaceae
Product: HECT-type E3 ubiquitin transferase UFD4
Exons: 5
Coding region: 1-5454 (1817 amino acids)
Biological process (GO): proteasome-mediated ubiquitin-dependent protein catabolic process; protein polyubiquitination
Cellular component (GO): nuclear speck
Molecular function (GO): ubiquitin protein ligase activity
Source: RefSeq, a predicted model, not a curated record